CGCCGACUCAAAGUCAUUAGAAUAUUAGAGUCAGACAGACUUAGCCUUAGGAUUACUCGCGUUCACAGUGGUCAGAGAAAAUAACAACCAAAGAGCUUCCUUUCCCAUUUCCCUGGCUUUACAGUGUUCCGUCACUGAUGCUUGACUUCCACCGAUGCGGGACAACUUCUGACAUUCGUUUAAUGAACCUUUUUCUGUUUCGACAUUCUGUUGUACCUUGUCAGUCCAUUCCGGAUGCUGUAUCUGAGAAAACCUAUGAGAGUAAUAAUAACAUUCUCUAUUUAGCCCAGUUUUUUCAGACCUUAAGUUUUAUAAAAACCUGUUUGCAUUAUUUUAUUAUUUAAUCAUGCUGGUGAGCAUGCGACGACAUAGUCUGCGGCUGCAGCACCAACUCCAUCGGUGGAGCAUAUGUGAUACCGGUAGCCACCUUUUCUCAGACAGCUUCGCGCCUCAAACCUGCAUGUCCCGAUCCAAGUCCUGUACGAACUCUGCGGGGGAGUCCGAUGGGGGCCGCGAUAGCUGGUCCUCCUCAGACUCAACAGACUCUAUAAUCUCUACUGGAUCUACCGAAAAAUCCAGGGGCAGCUCGAGCCCGUUUCGCGUGGUAUUGAUGGGCGCCAGCGGAGUUGGUAAAACCGCGAUUGCCAGCAUCUUCGCCGGAGCGGUGGACAGCAUGGACUGUGACGAGGUGUACGCAGAUGAAGUGUGUGAACAGACCAUCAUGGUGGAUGGAGAGAAAGCUAUGGUCACUCUAUUGGACGCCUGGGAUUCAGAGGAUGAGUUAGGAUGUUCUCAGGACCAGUGUAUUCAGGAAGGUGAUGCAUACCUGCUGGUCUAUUCUAUAACUGACCGGUCCUCCUUCCUGCGAGCCUCAGAGCUGCGUAUAUCCAUCCGCCAACACCGCCCCGCCCAACACACACCAAUCAUCCUGGUGGGAAACAAGUGUGACCUGGUCCGCCGUCGAGAGGUGUCCAUAUCUGAGGGCCGUGCGUGUGCUGCUGUGUUUGACUGUAAGUUCAUCGAGACUUCUGCGGCAAUGCAACACAACAUCUGGCCGGCAUUCCACGGCAUUGUACAGCAGUUACGACUACGAAGAGACACCAAGGAGAACAAUGACCGCCGCAGACGCACACACUCACACACUCGCCGCGACAGCUUGCCCAAGAAGGCAAAACGCUUCCUGAACAAGAUGGUGGCCAUGAACAAUACCCACGCUGCAUUUCGUCUGAAGUCCAGAUCCUGCCAUGACCUCUCAGUGCUCUAAAACCCAUGACACCAACCCCACUGAAGUCUACAUUAGACUGACCCCUCAAAGCUGCCCCCCCCCCCCCCUCCAGCCUCUGUGAUGGUCUGGAGAAUCAACCAAAGGAUGUGAAGCAUUUGGACACUCAGCCUUUGUCCAAUAGAAAGAGACCAUGGAGUAAAAAGGAAAAGCGUGGAUUGUUGAACAAUUGGUGUCCUCUAAUAAUUUUAGGGUCAUCAAAGUUGUUCAUUUCUUUCUUGUUCUCCAUCCCUUUGACUUUCCUCUGUCUGUGCCGUCCCUCUUUAAUUUCCUUCAUUCUGAAGUGCAUUAUUUAAGCAACUUAAGCCUUUUGAUCUUUCUGGGUGGUUUUGUACAUUGUCCUAUCUGUCCAGUUAUGUGACAACAUUCAGUAUUAAUCUUGUUUAUGUUUUUUCCAUGUUGUGUUGUUUUCAUUUUAACUGAAACCUCAGUAUUUACAAAGGGAAUAAAGUCCUUAUUGUCCUUAAUGUCA
Molecule: messenger RNA, 1754 nt
Organism: Esox lucius (northern pike)
Lineage: Eukaryota; Metazoa; Chordata; Actinopteri; Esociformes; Esocidae
Gene: gem
Product: GTP binding protein overexpressed in skeletal muscle
Exons: 4
Coding region: 347-1264 (305 amino acids)
Biological process (GO): negative regulation of high voltage-gated calcium channel activity
Cellular component (GO): plasma membrane
Molecular function (GO): GTPase activity; calcium channel regulator activity; GTP binding
Source: RefSeq, a predicted model, not a curated record